AUGGCGGACUCCCAGCUGAUCUGCCUGGACGACACGCACGUGAACGAGAAGGUGACCGAGGCCCAGGCCAGGUUCUACUACAGCGAGGAGCAGCGCCGAGCGCUGCAGGGGCUGGUCGCCAACGGCGAGAAGGACUACCGGGAGCAGCUGCAGAAGGGGCAGCUGCGGGACUUCCUCUCCAGCCGCGAGCUGCGAGCCCUGCCGGACUGCUGGCGCCGCUACGAUGCGCACUUGGAGGGCGGCGGGGCCGGCGGCGAAGGCGUCUCGCUGGCCUACUGGCCGGAGUGCUCCGACACGGAGGUGCCGCCGCUGGACUUGGGCUGGACGGACAAGAACUUUUACCGGGGCAUCAGCCGGGUGAGUCUCUUCACCCACCCCAAGAAGGAGGAGAACGCGCCGCACCUCAAACAGGUCAUUCGGGAGAUGAUCCAGCGGGCACAGAGGAUCAUUGCAGUGGUAAUGGAUCUGUUUACAGACCGGGACAUCUUCCAGGAUAUUGUGGACGCAGCAUACAAGCGCCGGAUCCCAGUCUAUAUAAUCCUAGAUGAGGAGGGUGUGAAGUUCUUCCUGGAGAUGUGCAAGUGUAUGAAUCUCAAUAGCUUCCAGAUCCAGAACAUCCGUGUACGUUUUGUGACGGGAGUUGGGUUCUAUAUGCCAUCAGGGAAGAUCAAAGGCACCUUAGCCUCCCGGUUCCUGAUGGUGGAUGGUGAACAAGUGGCCACUGGGUCCUACAGUUUCACUUGGAGCUCAUCCCACAUCGACAGAAACAUCCUCCUGUUGUUGACGGGGCAGAAUGUGGAGAUGUUUGACAUAGAGUUUCGUGAGCUCUAUGCCAUCUCUGAGGAGGUCAAUCUCUACAAGGAGCUGAACAUUGCUAGCCCUUUUCAUUCAGGAGCUGGGAUAUCGGAGUUUCGCUCCUCCACCGUGUCUCGUAAGAUGAUCAACCCCAAGUAUGGUCUAGUGACAGGGGCUGCCCCUGGUGAAAUGUUCUGGGCUUCGCGCCAGAGGCAGGAGGCACAGGGGAAACUGGAAAAGAAUGAGGAGGAAAGUGAGUCAAAGAAGCGGCUGAAUCAGUUUCUGAAUGACUUGAUCACGGUGGAGCAGGUGCUACCAGAAAUUCUGCCACCUCUCGAGAACUUGGGGAGAGUGAACCGGAGUCCCCAGAGAUUGUUCUCCUUCUUCCAUCGGGAUCCGAAACAUAAGUCCAAAUCCAGGGAGUCCAUUCGUGACACCAAGAAGGAUGAGGAGGCUGGCAGUUCUGUUGCCAACGGGGAAGCCAACUCCAAGCAGGGUAAGAGGUUUGGCAGCGAGUUUUUCAGCAGGAAAGCUAAACGUCCCCCAGUCAUGAACACUGAGGCCAAUUCUUUUGCCAGUGAGGGAAUCUCAGGAGAAGAGUUUGAGAUUGUGAAGACGACAGGUGAGGACCUGAUCAGCUUCAGCCCUGUCAGCAUUCGGAGUAGUGCGGGCACCUCAGGCUGGUAA
This is a messenger RNA of Terrapene triunguis (Three-toed box turtle), 1482 nucleotides long. It is a transcript of the gene SACK1F, whose product is annotated as family with sequence similarity 83 member F. Lineage: Eukaryota; Metazoa; Chordata; Testudines; Emydidae. The transcript is spliced from 5 exons. Bases 1 to 1482 code for a protein of 493 amino acids. The record is from RefSeq and is a predicted model, not a curated record.